GGCAGCACUCGCGAGCAGCGGCGGCCGCGGCCGGCGGCCGAGAGGGGAGAAUGCGGCGGCGCUCGCGGAUGCUGCUCUGCUUCGCCUUCCUGUGGGUGCUGGGCAUCGCCUACUACAUGUACUCGGGGGGCGGCUCCGCGCUGGCCGCGGGCGCGGGCGGCGGCGCCGGCAGGAAGGAGGACUGGAAUGAAAUUGACCCAAUUAAAAAGAAAGACCUUCAUCACAGCAACGGGGAUGAGAAAGCACAGAGCAUGGAGACCCUCCCUCCAGGAAAAGUGCGGUGGCGGGACUUCAACCAGGAAGCUUACGUUGGAGGGACGAUGGUCCGCUCUGGGCAGGACCCCUACGCCCGCAACAAAUUCAACCAGGUGGAAAGUGAUAAGCUGCGGAUGGACAGAGCCAUACCUGACACCAGACAUGACCAGUGUCAGCGGAAGCAGUGGCGGGUGGACCUGCCAGCCACCAGCGUGGUGAUCACCUUCCACAAUGAAGCCAGGUCGGCCUUGCUGAGGACCGUGGUCAGUGUGCUUAAGAAAAGCCCACCCCACCUCAUAAAAGAGAUCAUCUUGGUGGAUGACUACAGCAAUGACCCUGAAGACGGGGCCCUCUUGGGGAAAAUUGAGAAGGUACGGGUUCUCAGAAAUGAUCGGCGAGAAGGCCUGAUGCGCUCGCGGGUCCGGGGGGCCGACGCGGCCCAGGCCAAGGUGCUGACGUUCCUGGACAGCCACUGCGAGUGCAACGAGCACUGGCUGGAGCCCCUCCUGGAGAGGGUGGCCGAGGACAGGACGCGGGUAGUGUCCCCUAUCAUCGAUGUCAUUAAUAUGGACAACUUUCAGUACGUGGGGGCGUCUGCUGACUUGAAAGGCGGUUUUGACUGGAACUUGGUCUUCAAAUGGGAUUACAUGACCCCAGAGCAGAGGAGAUCCCGGCAGGGGAACCCUGUCGCCCCCAUAAAAACCCCUAUGAUUGCCGGCGGGCUCUUCGUGAUGGACAAGCUCUACUUUGAGGAGCUCGGGAAGUACGACAUGAUGAUGGACGUGUGGGGAGGAGAGAACCUGGAGAUUUCGUUCCGUGUGUGGCAGUGCGGUGGCAGCCUGGAGAUCGUCCCCUGUAGUCGCGUGGGACACGUGUUCCGAAAGCAGCACCCCUACACUUUCCCAGGUGGCAGCGGCACAGUCUUCGCCCGUAACACCCGCCGGGCAGCAGAGGUCUGGAUGGAUGAAUACAAAAAUUUCUAUUACGCAGCAGUGCCUUCCGCCAGAAAUGUUCCUUAUGGAAAUAUUCAGAGCCGACUGGAGCUCAGAAAGAAACUUAGCUGCAAGCCUUUCAAGUGGUACCUGGAAAACGUCUACCCAGAGCUAAGGGUCCCUGACCACCAGGAUAUAGCUUUUGGGGCCUUGCAGCAGGGAACCAACUGCCUAGACACUUUGGGACAUUUUGCUGAUGGUGUCGUUGGAGUCUAUGAGUGUCACAAUGCAGGGGGGAACCAGGAAUGGGCCUUGACGAAGGAGAAGUCGGUGAAACACAUGGACUUGUGCCUGACGGUGGUGGACCGGGCGCCGGGCUCUGUCGUCAAGCUGCAGGGCUGUCGAGAGAACGACACCAGACAGAAAUGGGAGCAGAUCGAGGCCAACUCCAAGCUGCGGCACGUGGGCAGCAACCUGUGCCUGGACAGCCGCGCGGCCAAGAGCGGGGGCCUGAGCGUGGAGGUGUGCGGCCCCGCCCUGUCUCAGCAGUGGAAGUUCACGCUCAACCUGCAGCAGUAGGAGAGCCCGCCAGGCGGCCCCCACCGGGCCCCCACACCGGCCGGCUGAGUUUGGAGAUCCCGUUUUCGAUUAUGUUUCUUGAACUUUCUGCGAAACUAUAUACCUCAGUAUUCCAUCAUGGUCGGAACGUCAGAGAACGUGUGCGAGGCACGGGGCCUGGGUGGAUGCCGAAGAGGCUGGGAAAGAGACCCGCUCUCCUCGUCCCACGGGAGGCGGCUGGGCCCCCUUUCCGAGGCCACCCCCUCCCCCCGCCCACAGCCACCCCCCAGGGACGGCCGAGGCGUGGGCCCCAGCGCGGGGCAGGGAGAGCAGAAGGGGCAUCGCUGCUGUGUCACCGUGAGGAACACUCUGGAAAUCUCCAUUUUUGAUCCCAUCGAAAUCAUGUCUGGUUUCUGCAAUGGUGACCCGAGUCAUUUUGCAGGAUUACGUCGUACAUCCCUGUCCCCGCUCCUCUGUUCCCGCUGUCUUCCCAGCACAGACCCCCCUCUUCCACACGAUGUACUUGCUCUAUUUGAAUAGGAACUUUCUACGGUGGGACAGUAAGUAUAAAUAUAUAUAAAAGAAAGAAUGUACGGUCAGUUCCCUAUGGUUUCUGUAGGUCGUCCUCAUCUUGUAAAUUCCCCACAAAGCAGUUAGUUCACGGCCAUAAGGAAGAGGGACGGGGCCCUUUGGGGCGGGGAGAAGGUGGCCUCCAGCGCCUCCCCCACCCCGGAGCCCCACCAGUGAGCAGGUGCUACGGGGGCCACUGGGGGCUUCCCUGCCACUGGGCCCCAGGAGGCUGGGGUGCCAGGGGGCCCCUCCGUUGGCUUCAGCUUGUAAGCCACUGCUUGGUGUUGGAACCUACUUUCUGUGCCCUUGGUAUCUGGAAACCAGGAUGGGUUAUUUUUUUUUGACAAACAUUACUUUGGGUCUUUUUAAAUUAAAUU
Molecule: messenger RNA, 2692 nt
Organism: Enhydra lutris kenyoni (northern sea otter)
Lineage: Eukaryota; Metazoa; Chordata; Mammalia; Carnivora; Mustelidae
Product: polypeptide N-acetylgalactosaminyltransferase 2
Exons: 16
Coding region: 51-1766 (571 amino acids)
Cellular component (GO): Golgi apparatus
Source: RefSeq, a predicted model, not a curated record